Messenger RNA from Rhagoletis zephyria (snowberry fruit fly), 1851 nucleotides. RefSeq lists its product as uncharacterized. Gene Ontology annotation, biological process: DNA integration. The record is from RefSeq and is a predicted model, not a curated record. Gene Ontology annotation, molecular function: nucleic acid binding. Lineage: Eukaryota; Metazoa; Arthropoda; Insecta; Diptera; Tephritidae.
AUGGAACCUUUGUAUAAGCUAUUAAAAAAGGAUGCACAAUUCGACUGGAAUAGGGAGUGUGAAAAAGCUUUUAGUAAUAUAAAGCAAGAAAUAUGUUCAGAUCGUGUUUUAAUACAUUUUGAUCCCAAAUUACCUGUAGUUUUAUCAACUGAUGCUAGCAAUUCAGCAGUAGCCGGUGUACUUUCUCAUAUUUGUUCAGACGGCAAUUUGCGACCAAUAGCUUUCGUUUCCAGAGCGUUGAAUGAUGCCGAGAAAAGAUAUAGCACAAUAGAAAAGGAGGCUUUAGCUAUUGUAUAUAGUGUGACGAAAUUGAAACAAUAUCUUUUGGGUAUGCCUUUCAUUUUACGCACAGAUCAUAAGCCCUUGUUAACUAUAUUUGGUGAAUAUAAAGGUAUUCCUAUAAUGGCUGCGUCUCGGAUGCAAAGGUGGGCGUUAAUCUUGUCAGGCUUUAAUUAUAGAAUUGAAUACGUAAAGGGAACAUUAAAUAAUGCCGAUGGUCUAUCACGCAUGUCACAAUCAACAAUUGGUGAAACUGAACAAGAUCCUAGCUAUAUUAGUUACGUAGGUUUUGUAAAUGCAUUGCAAUUAGAUUAUAAAGAUGUUGCAAAAGAAUCUCGCAGAGAUCCGGUACUGUCAAAAGUAAUUGAUGGUGUUCAAAAUGGCACAGUAUCUCAGUUAAAAAGUAAAGAGUUUGAAUCCUUUCGUUUAAAAGCACUUGAGCUAACUGUAGAAUCGGGUUGUCUUUUGUGGGGAUACAGAACUGUAAUUCCCUUGAAAUUCCAAAAAACUGUAUUGGGUAUAUUACACGAGUCUCAUAUAGGCAUUGUAAAGACAAAAAUGCUAGCGCGUUCCUACAUAUGGUGGCCUAAUAUAGACAAAGAUAUAGAAGCGUUAGUUAAGGAAUGUGUUUCUUGUCAAAGGACACAGGAAAACCCUGAAAAGAGCCCACUAAUUCCAUGGGUACCAACCGAAUCAGCUUGGAAGCGAAUACAUAUAGACUUUUGUGGCCCGAUUAAUUCAUUUUACUUGUUCAUAGUCAUAGAUUCUUUUUCUAAAUGGGUAGAGGUUUUCAAAACUAAGGAAAUAACUUCAUCUUUCGCUAUAAAAAAAAUUCGUGAAGUCAUCUCUAGAUUCGGAUUAUUCGAUACGUUGGUUAGUGAUAACGGUAGGCAAUUCACAUCGUCAGAACUUAAGAAUUUCACAAAGAAAAAUUGUAUAACCCAUAUUUUUACGGCACCUGGCCAUCCAGCCACAAACGGUCAAGCCGAAAACUUUGUAAAAGCGUUAAAAAAGUCAUUGUACGCUAAUCUAUCAUCCAAUGAUAAAAUCGAAUUUGAUACUGCUUUACAUCGCUUUCUCUUUGAUUAUCGCAUCUCUAAACAUUGUACUACAAAUGAGUCACCGGCGAAGUUAUUAUUAGGUAGAGAAUUAAAGUCUCGUUUCAACUUAUUAAAACCACCAAUUACGAAAGCCAUAAUUGAAGCAAAGCAUCAUUCAAUGAUUGCAAAUUUUAGAGGCAAACGAAAUAUUAAGCUUUCACACGGGCAGAAGGUUUAUGUAAGAACUUACAAGAAUCCGAACAAAGCAAGUUGGUCGCCUGCAGUUGUCAAAAAAUGUUUUGGCCCAAGAAGUUAUAGUUGUUUGUUUACUCACGAAAAUCGCGAAAUAAAACGACACAUCGAUCAAAUAAGACCUCGUGAGGAGCAACAAUUGAAUGAAAUUGUGAAGAACGAACUGAUCGAGCCUGGAUCGCAGUCACAAGCUGUUGCUUCCACCUCCACGAUGGAUGUUGCUCAUCAACUCGUAAACAAUUCGGUUGGAGAUGGAGAGGACCGAGCUGAGUCAANUUGA